GUGCGAGAAUAUAAACAUGUAAAUAAACACCACGGGAAAGGAAACAACACGAAGCAAAGAUCCAGACUCCUUGCCUUCACCCGGGACCUGAGUUAGAAGCAGCCCCACCGCCAGCGGCUCAGCCAGGAACCCGGGAGCCACGUGGGCCCCAUGUCCCCCCACCGCCUUCACCUCCCAGGAUCGCCAAGUACCAAGAAAUGACGGGGAAAAGCAGCCACGCGGCCACCCGCUUCUGCCUCCUGUGCGACCAGCAGGAACGGCUGCAGAGGGGCACCCGCUCCAGCCUGGCCCAGCUCUGCCGUGUCAUCCAGAAAGUGAAACAAGACAUAAAGGAGCUGCGUUCCUCUUUCCUGGACCUCCUGAGAGACUGCCAGGGCCAGCAGCAGGACUGUGGCUCAGAGAUCAUGACGGCCGUCCAGGGCACACAGCGGCACCACGAGGCUGUGCUGGCAUGGCAGUCCAAGGCGGGGUGCCUGGAGCAGUCCUUACGGGAGAUAACCGAGCGAUAUCAACUGGAGAAGCAGAAGCGGAAACAGCUCCACAACCGUCUGGUGGAGCUGAAAGGGAAUAUCAGAGUUCACUGCCGGAUUCGUCCUGCGCUGCCUUUCGAUAAGGAAUCUGAAGAUCCCCUUUCACAGAACAGCUCCGUGUCGGCAGAAGUGGCCCACGCAGUCGAUGACGAAACUGUCCUGGUGAGAUGGGAUCGGCCCGGUCACCCUUGGAUUAACAAGACGUAUAAUUUUGAAAGAGUUUAUGGUCCAGCAGAAUCUCAAAGGGUGGUAUUUGAAGAGGUGUGUCCGCUACUCACGUCUCUCUUGGAUGGGUACAAUGUUUGCAUCAUGGCUUACGGACAGACAGGAAGUGGGAAGAGCUACACCAUGAUGGGCCCGCAUUCCAGAAAGGAGCCUGUCCUGCCGGUGGAAUCUCAGGGUGACUUGGGAAUCAUUCCCAGAGCUGCCGAAGAGCUCUUCAGGCUCAUUUCAGAAAAUCCAUCAAGGAGCCCGAAGGUUGUAGUGUCCGUAGUGGAAGUUUAUAAUAACGACAUUUUCGACCUUCUGGCCAAAGACAGUUGUGCGGUGACAUCUGGGGUCAAGCGUGAGGUGCUGACAACGAAGGCGGGAAAGAAGGAGAUCCCUUCGCUGACCUACGAGUCCGUCCACAGCACAGAGGAGUUCCUGAUGCUCGUGGAUGGCCGCCUGCGGCUCAGGGCGAAGCAUGCCACCCUUGUGCACGCCGACUCGUCCAGGUCUCACCUGAUAAUAACGGUGACUCUGACCACCGCCCCCUCCUGGGACAGCCCCGCCGACCGGCAGUCAGAUGUGUCACUGCUCAAGGAGCCUGACUGCCCCUCGCCCCGGCAGCCGGCCACGGGGAGAAGGCACAGCGCUGCCCACCAAGCCUCAUCCUGGUCCCCGGGGGCCGUGCCUGAGGGCCCCGCUGGACACAUGGAGCAGGUGCUCGCCAAGCUGCAGCUGGUGGACCUGGCGGGCAGCGAGUGUGCCGGCGUGUCUGGAGUGACAGGAGCAGCCCUGAGGGAGACAUCGUUUAUCAACCGGAGCCUGGCGGCCCUGGCUGACGUCCUGGGGGCCCUGUCGGAGCACAGAGGCCACGUCCCGUACCGGAACAGCAAGCUCACCCACUUACUCCAGGAUGUUCUCGGAGGCGACGCGAAGUUACUGGUGAUCCUGUGCGUGUCCCCAUGCCGGAAGCACGCGGCAGAGACCCUGCAGAGCCUGGGGUUCGGGACCCGGGCGCGGCAGGUCCAGCGAGGCCCGGCUCGGGCAGGCCGCGUGGCCCCCAGAAGGCCCAGGUGACAGAGGGGAGGACGGCUGGGCGUGUCCCUGGGCUUCCCUCUUGCCUGAAAC
This is a messenger RNA of Equus quagga, 1865 nucleotides long. It is a transcript of the gene KIF25, whose product is annotated as kinesin family member 25. The record is from RefSeq and is a predicted model, not a curated record. The coding region runs from base 198 to 1814 and encodes 538 amino acids. Gene Ontology annotation, molecular function: ATP binding; microtubule motor activity; microtubule binding. The transcript is spliced from 14 exons. Lineage: Eukaryota; Metazoa; Chordata; Mammalia; Perissodactyla; Equidae. Gene Ontology annotation, biological process: microtubule-based movement.